AAAACGACAUCACGACGACCAUCAGCGAGAAGCAGAGAUCCUUCACUUUUCCCCAUCGCAGUCCAUCAUGGCGGCUUUCGUAGGAAGAAUUUGUGGAUCCGGCCUGUUAAAUACGAAAAAUGGGAUUACCUUGCAAAAGGUACAACAAUUCUCAACAAGCCGACCCUGGACGAGAAGUCAGAAGCUAGCGACCGUUGCCGGAAUUGCAGUAGGUGGAGCCGGUGCCCUGCUCUACGCCUUGGAACAGUCGGUGUCCGCUUCGGGAACCGAGGUGCACCCUCCAGAGCUGCCAUGGAACCAUAAGGGUGCGUUCGAAUCCCUGGACCAUGCUUCGAUACGACGUGGCUACGAGGUGUACAAGCAAGUUUGUGCCGCUUGCCACUCGAUGCGUUUCAUUGCCUAUCGUAACCUGAUUGGCGUUUCGCAUACCGAAGCCGAAGCCAAGGCUGAAGCUGCCGAUGUUCAAGUUCGCGACGGUCCCGAUGAUACCGGCGCUUACUUCAUGCGGCCGGGCAAACUGUCCGAUUACUUCCCUAGCCCAUACCCGAAUGAGGAAGCGGCCCGUGCUGCCAACAACGGUUCUUACCCACCCGAUCUGAGUUACAUCGCGUUGGCUCGUCACGGUGGAGAGGACUAUUUGUUCGCGCUGUUGACUGGCUACUGCGACGCUCCAGCCGGCGUUGUUCUGCGUGAUGGCCAGUAUUACAAUCCCUACUUCCCGGGAGGUGCCAUCUCGAUGGCCCAGGCUCUGUACAAUGAGUCCGCGGAAUACACCGACGGAACACCGGCCUCUGCCAGUCAGCUGGCCAAGGAUGUGUCCACUUUCUUGGUAUGGUCCGCCGAUCCGUGCCACGAUGAGCGCAAACGCAUGGGCAUCAAAUCGCUCGGCAUCAUUCUGGUUCUUGGUACGCUUGUGUACUACAUUAAACGACACAAGUGGGCUGCCCUCAAGACUAGGAAGAUUUCUUUCUAUCCUAAACAAAAGUAAAUAACCGUAAGUACAGGUACGGGCGAUUCGAGGGGUGCUGAAGUGACGUAUAGCAAACAAGCAGGCAAGAACAACAAUCGUUGGAAGAAUGCAAUAGCUGAAACAGCUGCAACAACAUCUAUUGAACUUUCAUUCAAUGAUAGAGGAAACCAAAAACAAAUUAUGCUGCUAAUAUGAUUAUUGUACAAUUUUAUCGAGAGUUAAUCACUACCAUCAAUUGAUACUGCUGGAAAUUAAAUUUUCAAACCAGAAACGCAUGCAGACAGACGGGACAUGCGAGGGAGGGAGAAACAACGACCGGAAAUAUGUAGCCCGAUAAGGAAACCAGGAACGCAAAUAAAGCGAAGUGUUGUUAGUAUAAAUUCAA
Messenger RNA from Ochlerotatus camptorhynchus, 1355 nucleotides. It is a transcript of the gene Cyt-c1, whose product is annotated as cytochrome c1, heme protein, mitochondrial. Bases 68 to 988 code for a protein of 306 amino acids. Gene Ontology annotation, biological process: mitochondrial electron transport, ubiquinol to cytochrome c. NCBI's taxonomy places the organism in Eukaryota, Metazoa, Arthropoda, Insecta, Diptera, Culicidae. The record is from RefSeq and is a predicted model, not a curated record. Gene Ontology annotation, molecular function: heme binding; electron transfer activity. The transcript has 5 exons.